GCGCACAAACAGAAUAGCGAAUAUUCUGGGUAAAAGCUUUGACCUGCUACUGAUGUGUCGUGAGUUUACAUUCAUUCAGCCCGGGUUUCAGGAGCUGAAGUGAUUAUUACACUGAGCCGAAUACACGCCCACGAUGCAGACUCUCACACCUCACGUGUUUUGGGCCCAGAGACACGGAGAAAUUUACCUGCGGGUGGAGAUCAGUGAUGCCAAGAACCUUGAUAUUCGUGUACAAGACAACACCCUCCAAUUUAGAGGUCAGGGUCACGGAGCAAAAGGAGAAAACGAAUAUGAAUUCAGCUUGGAGUUCUUAAAUCAAGUGGAACCAGAGAUAAAACACAAAUCCACCCAGCGGCAGGUGAAUAUCACGGUGAGAAAGCAGAAGCACUGCUGGUGGAAUCGACUCACAAUGCAGGAGAAGAAGCCUGUGUUUCUGGCCCCUGACUUUGACCGCUGGCUGGACGAAUCGGAUGCUGAGAUGGAACUGAGGCAAAAGGAAGAAAGAAUAAAUAAAAUAAGCGUUGAGUCAAGGAUUCCAAAGGACCCUUACCUAGGCUUGAAAAAGGGAUAUCUCUUCAUGUACAACCUGGUUCAAUUUCUUGGAUUCUCCUGGAUCUUUGUCAACAUGACUGUUCGUCUUUUCAUACUUAGAGAAGAUUCUUUCUAUGAUACCUUUCACACCACUGCUGAUGUGAUGUACUUCUGUCAGAUGCUAGCCAUUGCUGAGGUUAUUAACCCUGCUCUGGGGUUAGUCAGGACUGGCGUGAUGCCUGCCUUUAUACAGGUGAUGGGGAGGAACUUUGUCCUUUUUAUCAUCUUUGGGAGCCUAGAGGAAAUGCAGAACAAACCUGUUGUUUUCUUUGUCUUCUAUCUCUGGAGUGCCAUUGAGAUAUUUAGGUACCCCUUUUACAUGUUGGCCUGCAUUGACACUGAAUGGAAAAUGCUGACUUGGCUACGGUAUACUAUUUGGAUUCCCUUGUACCCACUUGGUGUGCUUGCCGAAGCUGUAGCAGUGAUUCAGUCUAUCCCCAUCUUCAAUGAUAGCAAGUUCUUAAGCAUCCCUUUGCCUGAAGUCCUUGGCUCUUCUCUCAGCUUCUCCUAUGUCUUGCAGCUAUACUUGCUGCUCAUGUUCCUGGGACUCUUCAGCAACUUCCGUCAUCUCUACAAGCAGAGGAGGAGGCGGUUCAGAACAAAAAAGAGGAAAGCAAACUGAGAAGAACUUGAAAGAUGUGAAGUGUCCUGCCGUCACCUAGGACUCCCUCAACCCAUUCUUUUCCAUUCUCUAUCUACAGGAGGCAUUACAGUCUUGUUCUCAAAUAUAUAAGUUAUAAUAAAUAAGUUAAUUUGAUUGA
Messenger RNA from Tachysurus vachellii, 1352 nucleotides. It is a transcript of the gene hacd3, whose product is annotated as 3-hydroxyacyl-CoA dehydratase 3. NCBI's taxonomy places the organism in Eukaryota, Metazoa, Chordata, Actinopteri, Siluriformes, Bagridae. Gene Ontology annotation, cellular component: endoplasmic reticulum membrane. Gene Ontology annotation, biological process: fatty acid elongation; sphingolipid biosynthetic process; very long-chain fatty acid biosynthetic process. The transcript has 11 exons. The coding region runs from base 134 to 1213 and encodes 359 amino acids. The record is from RefSeq and is a predicted model, not a curated record. Gene Ontology annotation, molecular function: 3-hydroxyacyl-CoA dehydratase activity.